Labrus bergylta (ballan wrasse) is the source of this 3668-nucleotide messenger RNA. RefSeq names its product G protein-regulated inducer of neurite outgrowth 1 (gene gprin1). The record is from RefSeq and is a predicted model, not a curated record. Lineage: Eukaryota; Metazoa; Chordata; Actinopteri; Labriformes; Labridae. Gene Ontology annotation, cellular component: plasma membrane. Gene Ontology annotation, biological process: neuron projection development.
GUGGUUUCCAGGGAAACUGGAAAUGUGAAGCUUUUUCAAUAGACACAGGCAGAGCUUAAAGAGCCAGGUUUGCCUAAGAUAGAUUCUUCUAGAGACAAACCUGUAGCCGCUGCAAUCACUAUCAAUCACUGGGAGAGAUAUAUGGACAGAUGCGGGUCUGGAUCAGCGCUGAGAUUUUUGACGUUUGACCCGAAUCUGACAGAGAGCUAUGGCGAGACUUCAGUCUGACUUGGACUGCUGAGGUUUUCCACCCCUUUAAUGCACAGACAGAAUGGGAAGUCUAAAAGACGAAAUGAGAGGACUGACAGAGGACCACAAGCAGUGUGAGAGGGCAGAUGAUGGAGAGUAUCCAGGCAGCUCAGAUGGCAGCGCUGAGCCUGAGGAACCUCAGAUAAACACGAGUCAAGAGUCAUCAACACAACAGAGCUAUCAGCCAAAACUCCACACAAACGCCGACUGCGAUGGAGAGGAAAUACACAGGGGUCCCAUUUCUAAAGAUGAGGAGGAUUCAGGAGGGGUUUGUGACAACACUGACCAAUCAGGCUCUACAGAGGUUAAAGACUUUUUGCAGACCGAUGCAAUCAGUCUGACACAACAGUCUGAAGCAACAAAAGAUACACAAAACAACACAACCAUCACCAAAAAGACCCUGACUGAUGGAGAGGGAGAUGAUACAAUUCAGGUGGAAAUGUCUAAGGAUAAAAUCAUGUGUCCUGACGAAGGGGAAGAAGCGAACAGAAUUGAGAACAUCACUAUUCCUGUACCUCCAACCCCAGGACCCUGUGAGCCCUGCACCCCAGCACCCUUUGGCCAACACCACAUGCGCACACAGGUCAGCCUGGAGGUAGUCCAGUGUCACUCUGCGGCCACCAGCCCCAUGACGCCUCCUGAGGGCGGCAAUUCCUUCUUCUUCCCAAGCUCUUUUGGGAGAUCUGGAGCUGUGGGUGCUGACACUAAAGAUGCAGACCUACAGGUGGGCAAACAGGUGGAGUUCUGCUCGGUUGCUACCUCCCCUAUGACCCCAAAGACGCCAUCGACAACAGCUUUCCCAGAGCUGAUGGGGAGGGAGACGGUGCAGAGAGAGGAGGAGAGGGUGAAACAAUGCUCCGUUGCUACUUCUCCCAUGACCCCAAAGACGCCUUCCACAACAGCUUUCCCAGAGCUGACCGGGAGGGAGACAGUGCAGAAGAAGAAGGAGACGGGGAAGCAGAGUAAGGGGUCAGAGGUGGAAGGGAGUUUCUCUUUGAUCAAAAGUCAAGCAGAGGCUGAGUCAGAGAAAACAGAAGCGUUAGAGUUAAGCACAUCAAAGGAGCAGAGUGAGGUGAGCUCCUCCUGGUGCCCUACUGUUGUGUCGACAGAUUCAAGAGGAAUUACUAAAGACAGUAAGCAGCAGAGGAUGGGAAGUAUGGAUCAAGACAUUACUAUCGUGGUGACCCACCAUGACCACAGCGAGGAAGACGAUGAGAAGCCUGAGUCGUCUGUUUGUCCCGUGGAGAAAGAGGUGAUUGAUGAAUGUGAGGAAAUCAGAGGGAACAAUGACAGAAGAGAGGAUGAAAAGGAAAAUGUCCCUACAGAUGCUCAUGGUCACGCAGAGGAUGAUUCACCCUCACCACACAAAAAAACCGCAGAGCCCUCGGCUUCUGCUUGUGAUGAAGUCAAAACACACCUGAACUGUGAAAAUUCAGAAGUCAGAGACGUCAAAGUCACGAGUGAAGAUGUGAAAGAGGUUUCUUCAUCGAAACCUCCCGUCCCUGAAUCUCCUGCUCCUUUCGGCUGCCACAACAUCCGCACGCAGGUGAGCCUGGAGGUGGUGCAGUGUCAGUCUGCAGCGACCAGCCCCAUGACUCCACCUGAGGGGGACCAGGCCUUCUGCUUCCCCAGCUCCAGUUUGAGAUGUGGAGCUGUGGGUGCAGAGACUAAAGACGCUGAGCUGCAGGUGGGUCACCAGGUGGAGUAUCGCUCUGUGGCUACAGCACCCAUGACCCCAAGAACACCAGUCGCAACAUCUUUCCCUGAGGUCAGGAAAGAAACCAGCCUGGAGGAGAAGAUAGUGGAGGAGGAAGAGGAGAAAAAAGAAGACAUGGAGGAUGAGAAUAAGAUGAAAGAAGAGGACACGAAGGAGGAAAGCAGCUGUAAUGAGAAAAGUGAGGAGCCAGUACAGGAGGUGAGCUGGGAUGAGAAAGGCAUGACAUGGGAGGUGUAUGGGGCGGUGGUGGAGGUGACUGUGUUGGGCUCAGCCAUCCAGAAACAUCUGGAGAAGCAGGUGAAGAAGCAGAAGCAUCAGACUUCCAUGCCUCCCCCUCCCCCGCUCAACCUGUCAGCAAUGCCCCUCAACUCAGAGGGCUCGGGUAAAGGUAAGAGGGGAGAACAGGAUGGGGAGAUGGGCCGACGUAGGAGAAACCCCUUCCGUCAGCUGAUGGAGAACAUGCAGCAGCCACAUUGCUGCACAAGAGCUCACAGCGCUGAGUGAUGUGAGAAGAAACAACAGCUGGUUAGAAACAGAGUCAGUGCUGCGGAAUCAAAUGACUUCUGAUUAACUUGGCUGUGAUACGGUAUAUUCACUGACUCACUUCACAGAACUUGUCAUGAAAGCGUGAAAGGCAAAUCACCUCCUCACUCGAGCCAAAAAAAAAGCACAAUACAACAUUUAGAGGAGAGACAGCUGAAUAUCAGCCAUACAAGAUGUCUUUUUAGUUGUUUUAUUCUCUGUGUUUUUAUGUUUUUAUGUCUUUGAAAACUGUGAUUGAUAUUAAUGAUUGCUUUUCUUCUUUAAUCUUUUUCACCCUUACCAAUCAAUGAAUUAUUUUAGCUUUUGAUGCUUUUUUAAGCCACUUAUAACAAAAAAAAAAAGCCAUGGUUAGCUCCUUCAGGUCUCAUGCGGCUGAACUCAGCUCCAGAGAGGAGAAAUGAUUGUGGAGUGUGACAGUUUUUGAUUGUGAUUGAUGACCACAAGGUCAGAAGCUAUAACGUGAAGGUGUUUCGAAUGUAGGGAAGUUAAGUGACCUAAAUGUUGCCUUGAUCUGUGUGAGGGGAGUCACUUUAGCAUCAUUAGUGCAGGCUUGUCUUCUGCUUUCAGAUUUGGCACAAUGCUUUGACUUGUUUUGUGGAAAGUGAACUAAAGAGGAUCAAUAAUGAAUGUAUGAGAAAGUAAUAACUCCUGAUAUGAAGUUGUUUUUAUUAAUUAAUCUUUUAUGUAUUUUAGUGCCAUGAUUAGUGAUUUAUUUGUGUGAUGAAAAUUAUUUUAAAUGUGUUUCAGGGUAUUGCCGUGUUAGUGGUGUUGUUUUUUUUUUUACAUUCAUUUGGAAACAUUUUAUUCACAAAUCUGCCCUUGUGAUUCAUUCAUUAGAUGUCAGUAAUGAUUUAAAGAAACUGCUUCUUGCAGGAAGUCACAAUGCAUGAGAUUUUAUUCUAGUGACAUGUAUCUCAGACCAAAAAGCAACAAAGUUGCAGAAGAUUUUGUGAGACAUACAUGAGAUUUUCAUUCAUACAGUCUGCAAAUGUUUUGAAAUUCAGCUUUUCCUUUAUUAGCAUCAGCUGCAACAAAACUAACUAUGUGUUUUAUGUGUGACAUAACUUUUAAUAAAGUCUUAUUACAAAGCAAACCAAGCUGUUUUUAAACCAUCACAUGAUAUAUUUACAUAAAUAAAGUGAUUGACAUGUGACACAAA